This is a messenger RNA of Trichophyton benhamiae CBS 112371, 1389 nucleotides long. Its product is annotated as kynureninase, putative. Lineage: Eukaryota; Fungi; Ascomycota; Eurotiomycetes; Onygenales; Arthrodermataceae. Gene Ontology annotation, biological process: NAD+ biosynthetic process. Gene Ontology annotation, cellular component: cytoplasm. The transcript is spliced from 3 exons. Gene Ontology annotation, molecular function: kynureninase activity; pyridoxal phosphate binding. The record is from RefSeq and is a predicted model, not a curated record. Bases 1 to 1389 code for a protein of 462 amino acids.
AUGGAUUUUAGCAAGGAUCCCAGCUCCCUCACAAGGGAGUACGCCCGCAACCUCGACGAACAGGAUCCCCUCCGUGACUUUCGAAAGGAGUUCAUCAUCCCCUCCAAGGCCGAUCUGACACGCACAACCCUAGCCCCCCCUACAGGGGAGGAAGAGAGAAAACUUGAAGAAAGCUGUGUUUAUCUCUGUGGAAAUUCCCUAGGCCUCCAACCUGUUUCUACAAGUGAACACGUCAAUUCCUACUUGCGGUCAUGGGCUCUCAAAGGAGUGCUGGGUCAUACCGAGCCCCACACCGACCAGCUAACGGCAGAGUGGUUGAAUAUUGAUGAUAGAGCACCUGAGCUUAUGGCACCGCUCGUGGGUGCUAAGGAGAGUGAGGUGGCUCUGAUGGGGACCCUGACAAGCAAUUUGCAUCUCCUAAUGGCCAGCUUCUAUAAGCCUACCAAGGAGAGGUACAAGAUCAUCUUCGAGGGGAAGGCUUUCCCCAGUGAUCAUUUUGCAAUUGAGUCGCAGGCACGCCACCAUGGCCUUGACCCAGAAGACGCCAUGGUUCUCAUCGAGCCAGUCUCAGAAGACUAUCCCGUCCUCGAGACCUCCCAAAUUCUAUCCGUUAUUGAUGCGCACGCAGACACUGCGGCCCUUAUCCUCCUUCCCGGUAUCCAGUAUUACACCGGCCAAUUCUUUGAUAUGAAGACCAUCACGGCUCAUGCCCAUUCCAAGGGGUUAAUGGUAGGAUGGGACUGUGCUCACGCUGUAGGAAAUGUUGAGCUUCAAUUCCAUGACUGGGACGUUGACUUUGCGGCCUGGUGUUCGUACAAAUAUUUGAAUUCGGGAGCCGGGGCUAUGGCAGGACUAUUUGUGCACGAGAAACAUGGAAUGGUCACGGAGGAUAGUUUUAGACCACGGCUAUCGGGUUGGUGGGGAAGCGAUAAGAGCUCCCGCUUUAUAAUGGAUAAUAAGUUUGUUCCUCGUCCUGGCGCGGCAGGUUAUCAGGUUUCCAACCCUUCUGCUCUCGACCUAGCGGCUGUGACUGCAUCUCUGAAGGUGUUCAACAAAGCUACAAUGCAAGCUCUUAGGCGCAAGUCAGUUAAAUUGACAGCCUACCUAGAAUAUCUCAUUGACAGAGAGUUCCCUUCCAAAUCCGAGAGACCAUUUACCAUCAUCACGCCGUCUGACCCGGAUAUGAGAGGGGCACAGCUCAGUUUGCGAUUAAGAGCAGGCUUGUUGGACCCCGUCUUCUCCUGCCUGCUGAGGAAUGGUGUUGUGCUCGAUGAGAGAAGGCCGGAUGUCAUCCGCGUGGCUCCCGCACCACUAUAUAACUCGUUUGAAGAUGUUUGGCUAUUUGUUCGUGAGCUUAGAGUGGCAUGUGAUGAAGCAACUGCGCGUUAG